Pseudonaja textilis is the source of this 544-nucleotide messenger RNA. The record is from RefSeq and is a predicted model, not a curated record. NCBI's taxonomy places the organism in Eukaryota, Metazoa, Chordata, Lepidosauria, Squamata, Elapidae.
AACCCCGUGGCGGUUUUCUUACCUCGGUCUCUGCCCCCUCUUUUCUAGCGAUGGUCCGAUCUGUCGAAUCUGCCACGAAGGUGGGAACGGGGAAGGCCUGCUUUCGCCCUGCGACUGCACCGGCAGCUUGGGCACCGUCCACAGGAGCUGCCUGGAGAAGUGGCUGUCUUCCUCCAACACCAGCUACUGCGAGCUUUGCCACACGGAGUUCAUGGUGGAACGGCGGCCCCGGCCUCUGACGGAGUGGCUCAAGCACCCCGGACCCCGGAACGAGAAGCGGACGCUGUUCUGCGACAUGGCCUGCUUCCUCUUCAUCACCCCGCUGGCGGCCAUCUCGGGCUGGCUCUGCCUGCGCGGCGCCCAGGACCACAUGCAGUUCAACAGCCACCUGGAGGCCAUUGGCCUCAUCGCCCUGACCAUCGCCCUUUUCACCAUCUACGUCCUCUGGACACUGGUCAGUGCUCACGGGCUCGGCCGGCUCGCCUCGUGGUUUCCCAUGCUGGCAGUCUUGGCUACACUGGGCGGUUACCCCUCUUUGGCUGGG